GUCGGCCGCAUGAAGAUCGAGCUGUUCGCCGACGUCGUACCCAAAACGGCAGAGAACUUCAGGCAGUUUUGUACGGGUGAAUUCAGGAAAGAUGGUGUCCCUAUAGGUUAUAAAGGAAGCACUUUCCACAGGGUAAUAAAGGAUUUCAUGAUCCAAGGAGGUGACUUUGUAAACGGAGAUGGCACUGGAGUAGCCAGUAUAUAUAGGGGUCCUUUUGCAGAUGAAAACUUCAAGCUGAAACACUCUGCUCCUGGGCUGCUCUCUAUGGCAAACAGUGGUCCGAGUACCAACGGCUGCCAGUUUUUCAUUACGUGCUCCAAAUGUGACUGGUUGGAUGGAAAACACGUUGUGUUUGGUAAAAUUGUCGACGGGCUGUUGGUCAUGAGAAAAAUCGAAAACGUGCCUACGGGUCCAAAUAACAAACCCAAGCUGCCAGUUGUGAUCUCUCAGUGUGGAGAGAUGUGAAGCAACGAAACACAAGUG
Nipponia nippon (crested ibis) is the source of this 483-nucleotide messenger RNA. The record is from RefSeq and is a predicted model, not a curated record. Lineage: Eukaryota; Metazoa; Chordata; Aves; Pelecaniformes; Threskiornithidae.